This is a messenger RNA of Tuber aestivum (summer truffle), 2210 nucleotides long. NCBI's taxonomy places the organism in Eukaryota, Fungi, Ascomycota, Pezizomycetes, Pezizales, Tuberaceae. The record is from the annotation of a GenBank genome assembly.
CACAGGGUCCCUGGAUAGCCCGGAUGCCCGCUCCUCCGUGAUUUUUCCAUGGCUUGAAUUACCUGCCCUCCAGCUAUCAUACCGUAGUCAUUCACCGCCCUUCAUAACUUCACACCCUUUUCCCACGGGGCAGGAAGAACAAGAGGAUCCGCCCCUCGCACCUCUAACACCCGAUGUCCGUGGGAGUAACGAUAAUAAUAUUCUUUCUGCCCCGUGUUGGGGAAUCGUUAAUUAAAAAUACCCUCGUCCUGCCUGUCGCCGCCACUCUUUCCCGAGACUUUCUCCCCCUUUUGAUUCCCCCGUAAAAGUCCUCGCUCGCACACCGGGGAAAUACGGCCACGAGAUGCGUUCCCCGAGUUUGUGUUUGCUGGCAGCCAUAGCAGCUAUGGCUGUCACUGCUAGCGAUGUCAAGGGAAGGGUGUUCAACCGAUUCGUCACUAUUUGGCUCGAGAAUACCGAUUAUGAUAAAGCAGCUGGGGAUCGUGAGCGAAGCCUGAAUCUCUGAAGCUUGGCUUUCGUGCCUGCUGACAUGUAUUUCUUCCCCAGCAAACCUCUCCUGGCUUGCAAAAAAAGGUGACAUUUGCACCAGGUUCAACGCGCGCUCUCAGGGUCGCUAACCCCCUCUGUCGUAGGCAUACUCUUGUCAAACUACUUUGCUGUCACUCAUCCUAGUGAGCCCAACUAUGUCGCCUCGGUCGGUGGGGAAUACUUUGGUAUGAACAACGAUGAUAUGAACAAACUCCCGGCGAAUAUUUCAAGCGUGGCCGAUCUGUUGGAGGGUAAGGGUAUCUCGUGGGGGGAGUAUCAAGAGGACAUGCCGUACACUGGUUUCACAGGGAAUGAAUACCGGAAUCAGCAGACCCAGGCAAAUGCCUAUGUUCGCAAACACAAGUGAGCAAACUUGACCCCGACCAUUGCUUUCGGCUUGGGGCUAAUGAGCGAUAUCCUAGUCCUCUUGUUAUAUUCAACUCUGUUGCCGAUGUCCCUGAGCGUCUGGCAAAUAUCAAGAAUUUGACCCUGUUCUGGUCGGACUUGGAGGCACAGGAUUUGCCGCAGUGGGUAGGCAGGCUGUGGCUUCUCUGAACGGUCUGAUGCGGCGCUGACAGAAACCAGAUUUUUAUCACGCCAAACAUGACAUCGGGUGGGUCGCUAUGCUCAUGGCUAGACUACCACUCUCUAUUAACAUUAUUCAGAUGGCCAUGAUACAUCUGUUACUGUCGCUGGAGCCUGGACUCGGUCCUUCUUGGAACCACUCCUCGCCAACGACUACUUCAUGAAGGUAGGUAGCUUCUCGAUGGAGGUCUACCGCCAGUUCCUAACCUUCCCUUUAGGACACUCUAAUACUUGUCACCUUUGACGAAAAUCACACCUAUACACGGCCGAAUCGUGUCGUUGGUAUCCUUCUCGGAGGUGCCGUGCCCGAGAGCGUCCAUGGGACCACGGAUAACAACUACUAUGGUAUGUAUUACCAUUCUAACCCUGGGCGGCGCGCAUCUAACAACCUCAGAUCACUACAGUGAAAUAUCGACGAUCGAAGCGAAUUGGGAUCUCCACACCCUUGGCCGCUACGACGUUGGAGCCAACGUUUUCUCACUCGUUGCAAACAAAACCAAGGAUGUUGUCCGCAAGCACUCUAACCUAGACGGUGUCUAUCUCAACGAGUCAUACCCCGGCAUCUUUCACCGUAAGAAGUGGGCUCCACAGCCCGUUCCAAACACAUCGCUCAAUAUCAAUGGGCGCUCCGUCCUCCCAAGCGUGGUCAAGACCUGGGGAGGCGAUGAAAACCAGAAACAGACAGUAUACGGUGGAGACCUCGAGAUCCCCAGUGCUGCCAAUCGUCCAAAGUAACCCUAACUUUCCCGGCGCACACCGUUGGUACAUGAUGCUGACGGACCUCUGGCUACGCUUCAAGGGUUAGGAAAAACAGCGAAGGUCAAUCGAGCAAUUCUUCCUCCAAUUCGUCAAGUCCAUCAAGCCCGUCCGGCCCACCCAACCCUUCUCCAUCCUCGGGCCCUAGCCAGUCUCUGGAUUCGAGGCCCUCGGGCGCCAUGCGGUACCUGAGCGAUAUUUCAUGCAUAUGGCUCGUUGUGCUGUUGGUGAUGGCGUUUGUGUAACGGGCGCUGCGCAAGAGGCGCGAGGGGCGAUGUUGAUGUAAGCAUAAAGUUUGUGUUGUACGAGUAGAUCUAAUCGCAUACAAGUAUCAAACGGGG